This is a messenger RNA of Prionailurus viverrinus (fishing cat), 2076 nucleotides long. RefSeq names its product solute carrier family 39 member 12 (gene SLC39A12). NCBI's taxonomy places the organism in Eukaryota, Metazoa, Chordata, Mammalia, Carnivora, Felidae. Gene Ontology annotation, biological process: intracellular zinc ion homeostasis; zinc ion import across plasma membrane. Gene Ontology annotation, molecular function: zinc ion transmembrane transporter activity. The record is from RefSeq and is a predicted model, not a curated record. Bases 1 to 2076 code for a protein of 691 amino acids. The transcript is spliced from 12 exons. Gene Ontology annotation, cellular component: membrane.
AUGUGCUUCUGGACAAAGCUUCCGGUAUUUUGGGUGCCAUUGUUCCUUCUCCUCAGCCUUGUUCCCUCUGCUGAGACAGAAAGACCCUCGACCCAGGACAGCGGCAGCACUUGGAGUCCAGGCCACCUGACGGAAGUGCUACGAGCUCUCUCUGCUGGCGAUCCCCCACCCCUGAACCACUCUGGAAGCCUCCUCAAGACACUGAUGGAGAAAACUGGCUGCCCACGGAGGACAAACGGAAUGCAAGGAGAUUGCCAUCUGUGCUUUGAACCAGAUGCCCUGUUGCUAAUAGCUGGAGGAGAGUUUGAGGAUCAGCUCAGAGAAGAAGUGGUCCAGAGAGUGUCUCUUCUCCUCCUCUUUUACAUCAUUCAUCAGGAAGAGAUCUGUUCUUCUAAGCUCAACAUGAGUAAUAAAGAGUAUAAAUUUUACCUGCACAGCCUCCUCAGCCUCAGGCAGGAUGAAGACUCCUAUUUCCUUUCACAGAAUGAGACGGAAGAUAUCUUGGCGUUCACCAGGCAGUACUUUGACACCUCUCGAAGUCAGUGUAUGGACACCAAAAUGCUCCAGAAAAAGUCUGGAAUACUGAGCGGGGAUGGCGCUGAUGAAAACACACUCCCUCGGUUGGCAGCGACGAUCAUCACUUUGUCCCUCCAAGGUGUUUGUCUGGGGCAAAGAACCUUGCCGUCUCCAGACUAUUUUACGGAAUAUAUUUUCAGUUUUUUGAAUAGUACAAAUACUCUCCACCUGUCAGAACUAGACCAACUCCUCAACACUCUCUGGACCAAAAGUACCUGUAUCCGAACAGAUAAAAUCCAUCGCCUUGAAAGGAAACAAAACAACCUAACAAUCUAUGACUGGGGAUACCCUAAUCUAUCUGUAUCCAUGGACCAAGAGUCAGAAGACAGUUCAGUUUCCUGGGAUAAGACUUGCUUCUCUGCCGGGCAGCUGGUGGAGAUAUUUCUACAGAAUAGCCUUUCACCCAUUUCGAAGGAAGACUUUCAACAAAUGAGUCCGGGAAUCAUCCAGCAAUUGCUCAGCUGUUCUUGCCAGCUGCCCGAGAACCAACACGCAAAGCUCCCACCAACCACUCUGGAGAAAUAUGGCUACAGCACAGUGGCCGUGGCCCUGCUCACACUAGGCUCCAUGCUUGGGACAACGCUGAUUCUGUUCCACAACUGUGAGGAGAACUACAGGCUUAUUUUACAGCUGUUUGUGGGUCUGGCCGUCGGGACGCUUUCCGGGGAUGCUCUGCUCCACCUCAUCCCUCAGGUUCUUGGUUUACACGAGCAGGAAGGCUCAGAGUUUGGACAUGUCCAUGAGAGCAAAGGUCAUAUUUGGAAACUGUUAGGACUAAUUGGAGGCAUCCAUGGAUUUUUCUUGAUCGAAAAAUGUUUUAUUCUUCUUGUAUCACCAAAUACCAAGCAGGGCAUGUCAUUGGUUAAUGGGCAUGUGGAACAUUCCCACCAUCUUGCACUCAACUCCGAAUUAUGUGACCAGUCAGGCAGAGGCAAAUCUGCUUCCACUAUCCCCUUGAAAGGCCCAGAAGAUUCACAGGCAGCUGAAAUUCCUGUAGGCAGUAUGACAGCCUCCAACAGCAAAUGCAAAACCAUUAGCUUGUUAGCAAUCAUGAUACUGGUUGGGGACAGCCUGCAUAAUUUUGCAGAUGGCCUCGUGAUAGGAGCUGCCUUCUCAUCAUCAUCUGAGUCGGGAGCCACCACAACACUCGCCAUCUUGUGUCAUGAAAUUCCACAUGAAAUGGGAGACUUUGCUGUGCUCUUAAGCUCUGGACUUCCCAUUAAGAUUGCCAUCCUUAUGAAUUUUAUAAGCGCGCUAACUGCCUUCAUAGGACUAUACGUUGGUCUCUCCGUAUCAGCUGAUCCAUGUGUGCAGAACUGGAUCUUAACAGUUACUGCGGGGAUGUUCUUAUAUUUAUCCUUGGUGGAAAUGCUUCCUGAAAUGACUCAUGUUCAAACACGGCGACCCUGGUUGAUGUUUCUCCUGCAGAACUUUGGACUGACCCUAGGUUGGCUUUCUCUCUUACUGUUGGCUAUAUAUGAACAAAAUAUUAAAAUAUAA